This is a messenger RNA of Lodderomyces parapsilosis, 1032 nucleotides long. RefSeq names its product cyclin-dependent serine/threonine-protein kinase (gene PHO85). The transcript is spliced from 2 exons. Gene Ontology annotation, biological process: protein phosphorylation. The record is from RefSeq and is a predicted model, not a curated record. Gene Ontology annotation, molecular function: ATP binding; cyclin-dependent protein serine/threonine kinase activity. Lineage: Eukaryota; Fungi; Ascomycota; Pichiomycetes; Serinales; Debaryomycetaceae. Bases 1 to 1032 code for a protein of 343 amino acids. Gene Ontology annotation, cellular component: cytoplasm; nucleus.
AUGACCGGUUCAUCAUCCCAGUUCCAACAGCUUGAGAAGCUUGGUGAAGGAACGUAUGCGACCGUGUACAAAGGUCGUAACCGGGCGACCGGUGCGUUGGUUGCAUUGAAGGAAAUCAACUUGGAUUCAGAGGAAGGUACGCCAUCGACGGCGAUUAGAGAGAUUUCAUUGAUGAAGGAGUUGGAUCAUGAAAAUAUUGUCACUUUGUACGAUGUCAUACAUACAGAGAAUAAAUUGACUCUUGUGUUUGAAUACAUGGACAAAGAUUUGAAAAAAUACAUGGAGGUUCAUGGACAACAGGGGGCUUUGGACUUGAAAAUUGUCAAGAGCUUUUUAUUUCAGCUACUUAAAGGUAUCAUGUUUUGCCAUGAUAAUAGAGUAUUGCAUCGUGAUUUGAAACCGCAGAAUUUAUUGAUCAACAGUAAAGGUGAGUUGAAAUUGGGUGAUUUUGGAUUGGCUCGUGCGUUUGGGAUCCCAUUUAACACUUUUUCCAACGAGGUUGUGACCUUGUGGUAUAGAGCUCCUGAUGUGUUGUUGGGCUCCAGAGCUUAUACAACAUCGAUAGAUAUAUGGUCAGCUGGGUGUAUUUUUGCCGAAAUGUGUACUGGUAAACCAUUGUUCCCAGGCACUGCAAACGAUGAUCAAUUAAUCAAGAUUUUCCGCUUAAUGGGUACUCCGAAUGAACGUACAUGGCCUGGCAUCAGCUCUUACCCUAAUUAUAAGAACAAUUGGCAAAUCUUUGUCCCACAGGAUUUGCGUUUGUUGGUGCCUAACUUGGAUUCAAUGGGAUUGAACUUGUUGAUGAGUUUAUUACAGAUGAGGCCGGAGCUGAGGAUUACUGCUAGACAAGCUUUGCAGCACCCGUGGUUCCAUGAGAUAACUAUGCCUACUCCAGUACAGCACCAUUUGAGUGAUCCUUACCAGCAGCAAUAUCAACAACAGCAACAGCAACAGCAACAGCAACAACAACAACAACAACAGCCACAACACCCAGAUGGAGUACAUCAACCUAUUAUUGAUCAUCAAUAUUAA